ACCGGGCGGGUAAUGUUGGGAGAGAGGAACUGCUGAACCGUUUGAAAGGAAACGUCGAUUGGAGCUGGAGCAGUGAGUGACGUUAUCUGGUGGGAAGAGGGAGGGAGAAGAGAGACGGCUGGACUCCAUUAGCUGAAGCCAGGAGGCACUUUGGGAUACUUCAAUUGGACGCGUUUUUUGGGAUAUUCUCUUUGAAAAGACCCAGAUAGUCUACAUUAUUUAGAAAAUCUGGUUGACUAUCGAAACCUCGGAAGUUUAAGUGGCUUUUUGGAUUUGGUUGGUGUAUUUGAGAAGGAUGGCGCUGGACGGUAUACGGAUGCCCGAUGGCUGCUAUGCGGACGGAACGUGGGAACUGAAGAUGCACGUGACAGACCUCCAUAGGGACGUGUCUCUGAGGGUCACCGGUGAGAUCCACAUCGGUGGGGUCAUGCUCAAACUCGUGGAGAAGCUCGAUGUGAAGAAGGACUGGUCGGACCACGCCCUGUGGUGGGAGAAGAAGAAGACGUGGCUGCUGAAGACCCACUGGACCCUGGACAAGUAUGGUAUCCAGGCAGACGCCCGUCUCCUCUUCACCCCCCAGCACAAGCUGCUGCGCCUGCAGCUGCCCAACAUGAAACACAUGAAGGUCAAGGUCAACUUCUCCGACCGCGUCUUCAAGGCCGUCUCUGACAUCUGCAAGACUUUCAACAUCCGUCAUCCAGAGGAGGCGUCUCUGCUGCGUAAGCCCCGCGACCCCAAGAAGAAGAAGAAAAAGCUGGAGGAGGCUGAGGAGGCGGCUCUGGAGCUGGAGGGGCCACUGCUCACCCCUGGAUCAGGUACCUCUGAGAUCAUUUACAUUGGUCCGGUCAAAGGAAGCAUCUACUCCAGUCCAGGCCUGUACAGUAAGACCAUGACCCCCACUUAUGACUCCAGAGACGGCAGCCCCCUGUCCCCCACCACCGCCUGGUUCGGAGAUAGCCCCCUUUCUGAGGGCAAUCCCAGCAUCCUUGCUGUCAGCCAGCCAAUAUCCUCGCCCGAUAUCCUGGCUAAACUCUACAAGUCCCAGUCCCUCCUGGACAAGGCCAAGAUCAACCAGGGGUGGCUGGACUCGUCCAGGUCUCUGAUGGAGCAGGAUGUCAAGGAGAACGAGGUGCUCCUCCUGCGGUUUAAAUACCACAGCUUCUUUGACCUCAACCCCAAGUACGAUGCCAUCCGGGUGAACCAGCUCUAUGAGCAGGCCAAGUGGGCCAUCCUGCUUGAGGAAAUAGAGUGCACUGAGGAGGAGAUGAUGAUGUUCGCCGCUCUGCAGUACCACAUCAACAAGCUGUCAAUCAUGUCGUCAGGAAACCACAUGAACAACAGUGAGAAGGAGGUGGACGAGGUGGACGCUGCCCUGUCAGACCUGGAGAUCACCCUGGAGGGAGGCAAGACCUCCAACACCCUGGGUGAUAUCACGUCCAUUCCUGAACUGGCCGACUACGUCAAAGUCUUCAAAUUUGUGUGUAUUAGACCAAAAAAGCUGACACUGAAAGGCUACAAGCAGUACUGGUGCACAUUCAAGGACAUCACAAUUUCCUGCUACAAGAGCAAAGAGGAGGCUCAUGGGACACCCUCCCUCCAAAUGAAUCUAAGAGGUUGCGAGGUAACACCAGAUGUGAACAUUUCCAGUCAGAAAUUCAACAUCAAGUUGCUAAUCCCAGUGGCUGACGGCAUGAACGAGAUCUGGCUGCGGUGUGAUGCUGAGAAGCCAUAUGCCCACUGGAUGGCAGCGUGCCGCCUGGCCUCUAAGGGGAAGACCAUGGCAGACAGCUCCUAUAGCCUGGAGGUCCAGAACAUUCUAUCCUUCCUCAAGAUGCAGCACAUGAACCCUGACCCGCCAUUCAUCGCCGAGCCAGCUGUCACCAACGACAUCAACUCUGAGUGCCUGGUGUCGCCGCGCUACCUGAAGAAGUACAAGAACAAGCAGCCAGGCUAUAUCAGGGACCUGAUUUCGGCCCGGAUCCUAGAGGCCCACCAGAACGUGGCCCAGAUGAGUCUGAUCGAGGCCAAGAUGCGCUUCAUCCAGGCAUGGCAGUCCCUGCCUGAGUUUGGCAUCACUCACUUCCUGGCCAAAUUCCAGGGUGGGAAGAGGGACGAGCUGAUUGGCAUCACCUACAACCGUCUCAUCCGGAUGGAUGCCAGCACCGGAGACGCCAUCAAGACCUGGAGGUUUGCCAACAUGAAGCAGUGGAACGUCAACUGGGAGAUCAAGAUGGUCACGGUGGAGUUUGCAGACGAGCCUAGCCUGGCUUUCAUAUGUGCGGAGGUGGACUGUAAGGUGGUACAUGAGUUCAUCGGAGGCUAUAUCUUCCUGUCCACGCGCGCCAAAGACCAGAACGAGUCUCUGGAUGAGGAGAUGUUCUACAAGCUGACCAGCGGCUGGGUCUGAGUCUGACUACCUGACCCCCUGGGUCAGAGUUUAGGGAAGUUGGGAGUCGUCCCCCUCCCAUGACCCCUCUCCACUCACCCAUCCCGCUCCAAUGCACUGGGGACAGCAGCCUCUUCCUCAAGCAGCUAUCACAUGUCAUCAGGAGACCUCUCCAUUCCAAAGACUCUUUCUUAAUCCCCCUUCUACUCUGACUCCCCUGAAGGAACUGAUCAAAUUGACCCUUCAACCUCAUCGUAAUCUGACUAGCCCACAAAACCAUGUAUGAGUUCGUAUGAAGAAUCACAUUAUUUAUUUAUCCCUGUUUUGUUUUAUUGUUGUCAUUUUGGUGAGGUGUGGUACUGUUCGGAGUCUUUGAAGUGGUGUGUUGUGGUUUGUGUACUGCCUGACAUCCUGUGUUAUGAUACUGUCUAAUUUAUGCUGCAGAGUGCCACCUCACUCUCACGUAUUGUACAUCCACAUAUUCACUCAGUUUGGUGUGACUAUAGGCAGUAGUAAUCUGCAGAGUAAGAGUAUCAGCAAAACAGUGACACACUUUUACUUUCUCAGCAGAGACAGGAAGUGAUAUGAGGUAGUUUCCUUCCGUCGUUAAGGAAAGGCUAAGGAACGCAGAGCUCAUGGAGAGAAUUGGGCACUGUGUCCUCUCCACUCGAUGAAGGAUUCUCACUUUAAUCUAACUAGUCCAUAUGAAGUCACACUUCUGCAGUAAGCACUUCUCCAGUAUAUGUAUGAUCCCUGGUCACACUUUAUUUGGAUAGUCUGGAUUUUCCAUCUGUGGAGGCUCUACAGAUAGCAUGGCCAUCUGUUGAUAAGCAACUGCUUGCUGAGGUAACAGUUAGGGUAAUGGUUAAGUGUAGAAUUAGGGUUAGGGGAGUCUGUAGCGCAUCCCUUAAUGAAUAAGCUGUAGUUCAAUUCAUUGUUCUUUUUGUUUGAGCAUACCUCCAGUGAGUGUCUCCUAUCCUCUGUGUGAAACACUGCAUACAACAGCUAACAAGUGUGCUUGGAGAGUUUAAACAGCCUUGGUAUACACCUACUGUAGCGCUUCUCUGUCUGCAUUAGUUAACAUGUCAGCACAACAGGAGCUCAAGCAGGGUGAAUGUCCUGUAGUUUCUUAUCUGUAAACCGCUGAAUAACCAUGCCUAGUUCUCAUAGCUACUCUCAAGGUUGAAGGGGUCACUCAAGGAUACUCUGAGGUGGAAUUUUAAUGGGCCAGUUCUGAGGCAAUUACUUAAUGUAAUUAAGAAUGUUGUCAUGGAACAUGUGGUGCCCAAAUGAUUUGCUCAGAUACAUACUGCCAGCCAUAGGGUUGUCCAGCGUCCACAGCAUGAAGGAAAGACCUCCGCUCUGCCUUGAGACUCAGACCCUUGCAAAUGCAUUGUGCGUGUGUAGUACAGCAGGAGGGAUAUUACCAUUAAUAACAGCAUUCCCAAGUGCAGCCUCUUUUAAAUGCCAUUCUUUAUCUUACACCAUAUAGUGUUAUUAUUCAGCACCAUUAUCAUUAUUACGCACCAGCAACAGGUCACCAAGUUUGAAGAAUUAAUUAUGCAAAGUAUUUUUUCUUUGCCCUCUGUAUGAACGAACAUUAAUUAAAGUAUUAGUUUUUUGUAACUAAUGUAAAAACACAGGUUUUAUAGAAUUGUACAGUUCUUUUGUUGCUGCUUUUUUUCCCUUGUUUUUUUGGGAAGUGUGUUUUUGUUUGCAGAAAAGAGAGGGAAAGCCAUCUGUCAACAUUAUGAAAAUGUGUGCCUGCCAAUGUUACGGUCUUAUUGAGUUUAACAUGAAGAUAUAUAUAUAUAUGAAGAUAUCACUAGUCUCAAACUCCAGGUUGUUUGGGAUUUAAUUCAGAUUUUUCUCACACUAGAUAUUAUUACCCAAACAUUGAUAAAAGGGCUUUUCAAUGUACUUUUUUCUUGUUGCCUCUCCUAUAAGCUGAAUUACAUUGCUAUUCUAUAUUCUUGCAUUUUUUUGGGGACUGAUCUUACUCUCUAGCUCUGUCAACUACCACCAAUGACACAUCCCUAGGCUGCCAAACCCUUACUCUGCUGUCAGUGCCUUUUCAAAAAUGUAUCACUUCAUUUUCAGAUUUGAUAACUAUUGUAGCUUUUAAUUGAAUAAUGUUUUUGGUAUGAAGGAGACACUUUUUGUUAAAGUACACCUUGGAGUUUGAGACAAACGGCCGUAAGUGAACUGAAGUAAAAGAAGCAAACUUAGCCUAGUUUUUUCCUCCUAUAACAGUUGUUUGUUUGCCUCCAAUGUCCAGAGCAGCAGUGCAUGGCUGGCUGUUUUCAGACUGUAAAAAAAAUGCAUUUAUUUAAAAAAAAUAAAAGUUUUUAUUUAA
Molecule: messenger RNA, 4742 nt
Organism: Oncorhynchus tshawytscha (Chinook salmon)
Lineage: Eukaryota; Metazoa; Chordata; Actinopteri; Salmoniformes; Salmonidae
Product: fermitin family homolog 2
Exons: 19
Coding region: 296-2407 (703 amino acids)
Biological process (GO): cell-matrix adhesion; integrin-mediated signaling pathway
Cellular component (GO): focal adhesion; extrinsic component of cytoplasmic side of plasma membrane
Molecular function (GO): integrin binding
Source: RefSeq, a predicted model, not a curated record